AUGGCCUUUGUGCGACAGCGUUUUUGGCCAUUAUCGUUGCGAUCCACAACGCGCGGCAUAAUACAAAAAUGCACAAUUUGUUUCAAGGCCAAACCCACGCAAUCAGAGGCCUUGAUGGGUUCAUUGCCAGCUACCCGAGUUAACGUUUCUAGGCCGUUUUCCCAUUGCGGCGUGGAUUACGCUGGACCUUUCCUGCUGCGCGAGGGAAAGCGUCGUAAUGCGCGAAGUCACAAGUCAUACGUUUCACUUUUCGUAUGCUUCGCCACGAAGGCAGUUCACUUAGAAUUGGUGAGUGAUCUCACUUCCGAGGCAUUUAUUGCCGCAUUCAAGCGAUUCAGUUCGCGUAGAGGUAAGCCCUCGCACAUGUAUUCGGACAAUGGGACCACAUUCGUGGGCGCCCAAAAACAGAUUCAGGAAUUAUACGACAUCUACAAUAGUCACGAGGUCCAAGCCAAAAUCAAAGACUUUUUUCUAGAGUCGGAAAUCUCAUGGAAUUUCAUUCCUCCCAACGCGCCUCACUUUGGAGGGUUGUGGGAAGCGGCGGUAAAAUCCGCUAAGCAUCACAUGACUAGAAUCGUAGGCAAGGCCCUCCUGACUUUUGAAGAAAUGCAGACGAUUUUUUGCGAAAUUGAAGCAAUCCUGAACUCUCGACCUUUAACGCCGCUAAGCUCCGAUCCCAACGACCUGGCGUACCUAAGUCCGGGACAUUUUUUGGUUGGCACGGUUUUAAAUGGUCUUCCUUGCGCUGACGUCACCGACGUUAACGAGAAUAGAUUAUUGCGGUGGCAACGCGUAGAACAAACCCGACAGCACUUUUGGCGUAGAUGGAGUAAUGAAUAUCUCCAUUCUUUACAGGCGAGAUCCAAGUGGAUGGCCGACAAGGGCACUUCAUUAUCGGCUGGACAACUCGUGCUAAUAAAACAGCAAAAUUUAGCCCCCCUUCAAUGGGCGAUGGGGCGGGUUCAAGAGGUUUAUCCGGGCCCUGACGGGAUUGUACGCACUGCUCUGAUAAAAACUGCCAAGGGUUCAUACGUGCGGCCACUGUCUAAGUUAGCAAUAUUACCCAUCGAAUGUUAA
This is a messenger RNA of Cyphomyrmex costatus, 1077 nucleotides long. RefSeq lists its product as uncharacterized. The transcript has a single exon. The record is from RefSeq and is a predicted model, not a curated record. Bases 1 to 1077 code for a protein of 358 amino acids. Gene Ontology annotation, biological process: DNA integration. Gene Ontology annotation, molecular function: nucleic acid binding. Lineage: Eukaryota; Metazoa; Arthropoda; Insecta; Hymenoptera; Formicidae.